Durio zibethinus is the source of this 558-nucleotide messenger RNA. NCBI's taxonomy places the organism in Eukaryota, Viridiplantae, Streptophyta, Magnoliopsida, Malvales, Malvaceae. The record is from RefSeq and is a predicted model, not a curated record.
AUGUCUAAAGCUUAUUUGCUUCUGUUGUUCCUUGGAGUGAUGGUUCUUCUCACCACUCCAUUCCCAUCCCUUGCUUUUAAUGGUCCUCCCAAGGAAGACGACCCAUUUCCAGAGCGCAAACCACCAAUUACCCCUAAGAACGAGGAGCCACCAAAACAACCAGGUGAUUGUCAAGCGUGCCCGUGUGCUCAUGCGGGCAGUGACAAUAAGCCAGUAGCCCAACCUCACCUUUUGGGACAUGGUGUUGAGGACUCCGACGAUCCACCGAGCAAACCAUUUGGCAAAGGCAAACCACCAAAGGGUAAGGGAAAGAAGCCGCCACUUGUUCAUCACUCUGGACACCUUCUGUCAGAGGAAGUAUACUUCCAACCACCACGCAAGUUAAAUCAAGCAAUGCUUCCUAACCGGCCCCCAGUGCCUCCAUACCAGCCCCCUAAUGAGCCUCCACAUAGGCCUCCCCAUGAACCCCCACACCAGCCCCCUAAUGAGCCUCCACAUGAGCCCCCCCAUGAACCCCCCUCCAGCCCCCUAAUGAGCCUCCACAUGAGCCCCCCAUGA